AUGGCCAUCAGCAAGACAAUUCCGGCUGCAGCGCUGCCGUUGGCCAUUUCUGUGCUCUUCUACUCUUUCAUCAAUGCUCUUGCCAGCUCGCUAGUACUUUUGAUCUCUCUAUCGGCUAUUGUGAUUACACUCAGCACCGUUCUGUCGAUGAUCCAACAAAUCAACUACAUUGUCGCAUGGAUGGCAAUCAAAGAUGCUGCCUAUCUGAAUGCAGGGGAUCGCCAGAGUAAUCCAUCCUACGCUUUUAUCACAACAUACAACGAGCUUGAUACCAUUGUCUUUCUGAUUCGUUUCUAUUGCUAUAAUGUUCAAUCACUUCUGUUUUUGUUCUGGGCUAUUGGUUUAUGGCAUGCUACUUGGAAGGCCAGAGCCGAUCUGUUGAGAUUGAAGGAUGAAAGCAUUGUCCUGGCCGCAAAGAUUUUUGCCAUCUUGUUUCCCAUCCUAAUUGUUAGCACCAUGCGCAGUCAGCUCAUUAAGAAAGAUCCAGUUAUCAAACUGAUCUGGUCUAAUCUCAUCUUAUUGGCUAGCACCACUGCUGGAUCCAUCUUCCUCAUUCUUAUCCUGUAUACGUACAUCCAUGUACACCGCAAGGCAGCUACCAAGAAACCGGGCCCGAUGCCAAACAUGGAUUUCUCCUUCCGCAUGAAUCGAAGGGCGUCUGACGCGAGUGAGAUGCCUACUAAGCCCGCACCAGCAACUGACAUGCGAAGCAUUGCGUACGAUCGCUGGCUGAUUGCGCGAUUUCUUGUCUGCUUCGGCCUGUCAAAUGGGCUUCAGGUCUGCCUAAUUGUGUACUACUACCAUGUCUCCGCUCGCAACACUGAACUUGCGGACCGAGGUGGACCAGACUACACCCUUUCCUCUACGCUGAAGGAGCUCGCCCUCUCCAUACCAGGCGUGAGUCUUGGUUUGCUGAUUUUCAUCGUGUUUGGUACCACCGCACCCUUCCGCCGAGAAUACAGGAAAUGGUUUCAGCCAUGCAAACGAAAGCGUCAAGGCAGGGACGGACCAAUCAUGGUGACUCGCCUUGGUUCUGUCAAUGCUGCUAACAACGAGCUCCACUCCGGUCAAAUGAGGACCGCUGUUGAAGAGAGCUCUAUUGGUGUCGAUGACUUGGAGAGGCGGAAUUCUUUUUCGAGCACCUGGCAGUUACCGCCUAUAGACUUGGAUGGGUUUUCGGAAAAAGAAGUCUUCCCAAGGUCGGCACUGGGAGAUGACAGAAGAUGA
Molecule: messenger RNA, 1227 nt
Organism: Endocarpon pusillum Z07020
Lineage: Eukaryota; Fungi; Ascomycota; Eurotiomycetes; Verrucariales; Verrucariaceae
Exons: 5
Coding region: 1-1227 (408 amino acids)
Source: RefSeq, a predicted model, not a curated record